Messenger RNA from Quercus robur (English oak), 2229 nucleotides. RefSeq names its product glycosyltransferase-like At2g41451. Bases 173 to 1762 code for a protein of 529 amino acids. The transcript has 11 exons. The record is from RefSeq and is a predicted model, not a curated record. Lineage: Eukaryota; Viridiplantae; Streptophyta; Magnoliopsida; Fagales; Fagaceae. Gene Ontology annotation, biological process: response to abscisic acid; cellulose biosynthetic process.
UCUUUCCCUUCUUUCACUUCCAAAUUCCAAAUCUCUCUCUUUCUCUCAUUCUCUCUCUUUCUCAUUCAUUUUCACAUCCAAAAAAACCCACAAUGUCUACGUAUAUCAUGUAAACAGUCGUAUAUAUAUAUAUGCACCAAGCUUUCUCUCUCUCCCUGCAGAGCAAGCUUUCAUGGCGGGUCUCCACUCUACUCUCAGACCCACCUCUUCUUAUUCAUCUUUAUCAUUAUCUUCUUCUUCUUCUUCACAGUCCUUCACGUCUCGCCUCGUCUUGCUCCUCACACUUCUCUCCUUCACCCUCGCUGGCUUCGCUUUCAUUCUCCAAUGGCGGGGCGGACUCAACGACCCCGUGACCCGUUGGUCUCCGGACCACCAUGAGUUCCCCGGAAUGGCCAUUUCCGGGUCCGGACCCUCCCACCCCUCUCGCUCCGAUUGUGUCGAUCUUCUCGGUCAGAGUCGCUCGCCGACGUUUCCUUAUUACAGGGAUUGGAAUUUCGGGCUCGGGUCGGAUCUGAAGCCAAAGAUAUGUAUUACGACGAGCACUUCUGCUAAUCUAGAGCAGAUUUUGCCAUGGAUCUUUUAUCAUAAAGUUAUUGGAGUUUCAAACUUUUUCCUUUUUGUGGAAGGGAAGGCUGCCUCUGCAAAUGUGACUAAAGUCUUAGAAUCAAUUCCAGGGGUGAAAGUUAUAUACAGAACCAGAGAAUUAGAGGAGCAGCAAGCUAAAAGCCGGAUCUGGAAUGAAACUUGGUUGGCCAGCUUCUUCUACAAGCCAUGUAACUAUGAGUUGUUUGUGAAGCAAUCUCUCAAUAUGGAAAUGGCGAUUGUCAUGGCAAGGGAGGCUGGAAUGGAUUGGAUUUUCCAUCUUGACACUGAUGAACUAAUACAUCCAGCAGGAACUAGGGAGUACUCUUUGAGACAAUUGCUGUCUGAUAUUCCUGGAAAUGUUGAUAUGGUUAUCUUUCCAAAUUAUGAGAGCAGUGUUGAACGAGAUGAUAUUAAGGAACCUUUCAGUGAGGUCUCAAUGUUCAAGAAGAACUAUGAUCAUCUUCCAAAAGAGGUAUAUUUUGGCAAUUACAAAGACGCAACUCGUGGUAACCCAAACUACUUUUUGACCUAUGGAAAUGGGAAAUCAGCUGCUCGGAUUCAAGAUCAUCUUCGUCCCAAUGGUGCACACAGAUGGCACAACUACAUGAAGUCCCCAAAUGAGAUCAAAUUAGAUGAGGCUGCUGUUCUACAUUACACAUACCCUAAAUUUUCUGAUUUAACUUCAAGACGUGACCGGUGUGGCUGCAAGCCUACAAAGGAAGAUGUUAAAAGAUGCUUCAUGCUGGAGUUUGACAGAGCUGCAUUCAUAAUUGCUUCCACUGCAACAGAGGAGGAAAUGCUUCGCUGGUACAAUGAACGCAUUGUGUGGACUGACAAAGAACUAAACUUAAAACUUAUGAGGAAGGGUAUCUUGACUCGCGUUUAUGCUCCUAGUGUCAUUAUUCAAAGUCUGAGGGAAUCUGGUGUUUUUAGCACCACAAUAGCAUCAGCUAUGAAAACGAGUGUUUCAAAGGAAAGUUUCUUAAAAUCCGUUGAGAGUAGCAACUCUUCUAGGGUACUAUCAUCUGGAGUUAUUUCUUCAAGAAAGAUUGGUAACAGCAGAGAGACCCAAACAAAUGGAAGAAAGGUCUUGGAAAUCACAGAAUUUGAUUCUCACCCCUUGGCUAUCCCACCCUUAUCUCCUCCUGGCCUGCAUGAUUUUCACAUUGAUUCAUAAAUUUUUUUGACAUUGACUAUGACCCAUCCCUCCUUGCCAUAGACAGCUUCCUGUUUGGAGGUUUUGAAUUUUUCCUGAGAAGAGAAUGAGAGAAAGCUGUUGGCUAUUCUGAGGCACUUCAUUGUUCAGUUUUAUGGGGUUCUUCCCGAUCAUUACCCAAGCGCUGGUGUACAUUUCAGGUUUAGAUUAUAGGUUUUACAGAGUGAUAGGUGUAGAGCGGAUUUUGAUUGCAGAUUCUUGAUUUUCUUACAGCUUGACCAUGUGUAACCAUUGGCUGAUUGCCCGAGGUUGUAAUCUGAAAUAUUAGGCCUCACAUUUGUUUGUUAAUACAUAUUGAAGGGGGUGACAUUAGAAUAUUCUUUCCCCAGUCAUAAUACUGAGAUGGCUGCUCAAUAAACAUGGCUGAUUGCCAUUGAUUUUCUCCAUUUAGUUAAAAAUAGAAAAGCCUUCUGUGGAUUUAUUGAUUU